Molecule: messenger RNA, 354 nt
Organism: Phanerochaete carnosa HHB-10118-sp
Lineage: Eukaryota; Fungi; Basidiomycota; Agaricomycetes; Polyporales; Phanerochaetaceae
Exons: 5
Coding region: 1-354 (117 amino acids)
Biological process (GO): proton transmembrane transport
Cellular component (GO): proton-transporting V-type ATPase, V1 domain; fungal-type vacuole membrane
Molecular function (GO): proton-transporting ATPase activity, rotational mechanism
Source: RefSeq, a predicted model, not a curated record
AUGACCACCGCAUUCAAGGAUCGCAAUUUGUUGGCAGUGAUUGGGGACGAGGACACUAUUACAGGUCUUCUCUUGGCUGGCAUCGGCCAUGUCGAGCGGGGCAAGAAGAACUUCCUGGUCGUAGACUCCAAAACACAAGUAUCUGCCAUUGAAGCCACCUUCCAAGAGUACACCGAGCGGAAAGACAUUGCCAUCCUUCUCAUUAACCAGCAUGUCGCGGAGAAGAUCAGGCCUACUGUAGACAAGUACACCCAAGCCUUUCCCGCCUUGCUCGAGAUACCCUCCAAGGAUCAUCCAUACGAUCCCUCUAAAGACUCCAUACUCAAGCGCGUGCAAAAGCUUUUCGGUGACUAA